AUGGAGAACCAAGUAAGGCACACGGCCUCUCGCUUCCUUCCUUCAUCUCUCACUACCUGUCGGUCCCGAAACAUAUCGGACGUCAUUGAAAGCUCCAUCGUCCUUACUCGGAACACCAAAAAUCUCCAUGAACACCACCUUGUCUCUCCCAAAAUACAAAUCUAUCCUCCAUUCACCAAACCCAAAAAUCCAAAUGAUCUCACUAUUGCAAAAGAGCUCAUGGAAGUUUCGAAACCCAAAACCCAGUUUUUCGAUUGUAAUGCUGAAAGAAGGAAGUCAUUUCCCCCUGUAAAACCUUUUUCGCCAUUGAAAUAUCGCCACAAGGAGAUAAGUGGUAAAGAGACAAAGAUCAAGAAAAGCUCCUCCUCCAACAGUGGGUGGUUUAGCAGUGAAGACGAAGCUGAAGAUGAUGGUGGCAAAACCGACACUUUUUUUAGCUUAUCUUCCGGUUCUUUUGAAUCUCUUUCGUCGGAAAAGAAAUGA
Molecule: messenger RNA, 483 nt
Organism: Ilex paraguariensis (yerba mate)
Lineage: Eukaryota; Viridiplantae; Streptophyta; Magnoliopsida; Aquifoliales; Aquifoliaceae
Source: the annotation of a GenBank genome assembly